This is a messenger RNA of Ficedula albicollis (Collared flycatcher), 862 nucleotides long. It is a transcript of the gene MED30, whose product is annotated as mediator complex subunit 30. Gene Ontology annotation, cellular component: mediator complex. The coding region runs from base 33 to 572 and encodes 179 amino acids. NCBI's taxonomy places the organism in Eukaryota, Metazoa, Chordata, Aves, Passeriformes, Muscicapidae. The transcript is spliced from 4 exons. Gene Ontology annotation, molecular function: transcription coregulator activity. The record is from RefSeq and is a predicted model, not a curated record. Gene Ontology annotation, biological process: positive regulation of DNA-templated transcription.
CUUGCCCUAGUGUGACCGGGCGAGGCCGGGAGAUGUCGACCCCCCCCCUGGCCGGGGCGGGGAUGCCGCCGGGCGCUUUCUCCGGGACGCAGGCUCAGGCUGCCCGGGAGGUGAACACGGCUUCCCUGUGCCGCAUCGGCCAGGAGACCGUGCAGGACAUCGUCUUUCGAACCAUGGAGAUCUUCCAGUUACUGAGGAACAUGCAGUUACCAAAUGGUGUUACUUACCAUACUGCAACAUAUCAAGACAGACUGGCAAAGCUGCAGGAACAUCUCCGUCAGCUAUCAAUACUCUUCAGAAAACUGAGAUUAGUCUAUGACAAAUGUAAUGAAAACUGUGCUGGGCUUGAUCCUGUUCCCAUAGAACAACUUAUUCCAUAUGUUGAAGAAGAUGGCUCCAAGCAUGAUGAUCGUGGUGCUGCAAGUCAGCUUCGUUUUGCUAGUGAAGAGAGAAGGGAAAUCAUGGAAGUUAAUAAGAAACUGAAACUGAAGAAUCAGCAGCUGAAGCAGAUCAUGGAUCAGUUACGAAAUCUUAUUUGGGACAUAAAUGCCAUGUUGGCAAUGAGGAACUGAACAAGGAAAAUCAAACUUUGUAACUGAAGAAGAUAAAAAUCUGUUUGGAAAUACUUAACUUCCUUCUAAGAAGUAACAUGUUUUGCCACAAUUAUAUUGCAGUAAUGUUUGAAAAGUCUUCAAGAUUAAAACGCUGGGUCAUUUUCUAGUGAUGUAAAUGGUGUUGGGUUUAUUUUUAUAGAAGAUUCAUGCUAUAAGUUUUACCAGUGGGAUUCUUCUGCACAGCCUCAGUAAUUUACAGUAGUAGUUUGGAUUGCUAUGUAGAUAGGGGGUUUUAUAAAUAAAGCAUU